AGAAUGCAAUUCAACGUGGAUGUCAACAGGAAACGAAGAAGAAAAACGUCAUGUAAACAAAACCAGCUCCUCGGUUCGGUUUCACGUUGUUUACAAGGUGGUUCGGUGGGCGGGUUCAAAAACUCAAUUUCUGAGCAUCUUUCUUUUCAUAUUUUCGGGAUUUUUAAUUGAGCGAAGCUAACGGGAGCUAGCUGGCGGCGCGUGAGCGACAUGGACGAGAACAAGAUGGUCGCUGGUAAAGUGAAGAAGCCGGGAAAACGCGGCCGCAAACCCGCCAAGAUCGACCUGAAGGCCAAACUGGAGCGGAGCAGACAGAGCGCCCGAGAGUGCCGAGCCCGGAAGAAGCUGCGGUACCAGUACCUGGAGGAGCUGGUGUCCAGCAAGGAGAGGGCCAUCUGUGCGCUGCGGGAGGAGCUGGAGAUGUACAAGCAGUGGUGCUCGGCCAUGGAUCAGGGGAAGAUCCCGUCAGAGAUCAAAGCUCUGCUGACCGCUGACGAGCAGAAGACGCCUGCAGGCGGCGCCACCAAAACCUCCAAGAACAGCAAAACUAACGGCAUAAGCAAUGGCUCCAGUUAGACCGCUGCUCCUCCUCCUCCUCCUCCUCUUCUCCACUCCACAGCAUUUCCUCCUCCUUCCUCCUCAAAAUCCAGGAGUCCUGCUGCGGAGUGAAGACCUGAACCGUAAUGACCACCGUCUGACCCAUAUGACGGGUUCUGGUCCGGUCGUCAUGUGGAACAGAGUCUGUCUGAACCUACAGAGAUGUUUCCAGAGUUUAGAAGAACCGUCGCCGUUCCUGUAGAGUUCCUGCGUACCUGACCUGCUCCGUGCUCCCGGCCGCCCUCGCAGGUCACAUGACCGCUCCUCUGUGUCAUCCUGGGACUGCAGUGCACCCCCUCCUGUGUUCCGUGAGCUGGCACCGUUUGAGGGCCGUGGUGAAGGUGUGACCUGUGAGGGACCGGGCUGGGCUGCUCCUGAGGGAUCGAGCACUUUCUAAAGGCAGCAGAUGGUAGACCGUGUUUGUAGCUUCUGCUGAACUUUUCAAAGCGAAUAAAUCAUUUCAUGGAAA
Messenger RNA from Oryzias latipes (Japanese medaka), 1066 nucleotides. It is a transcript of the gene crebl2, whose product is annotated as cAMP responsive element binding protein-like 2. Lineage: Eukaryota; Metazoa; Chordata; Actinopteri; Beloniformes; Adrianichthyidae. Gene Ontology annotation, molecular function: DNA-binding transcription factor activity. The record is from RefSeq and is a predicted model, not a curated record. Gene Ontology annotation, biological process: regulation of DNA-templated transcription. Gene Ontology annotation, cellular component: nucleus.